GAGAGGAGGGAGGGAGAGGGAGAGGAGGGAGUCGCGGCCCCAGGGACCACCACCAUGAGCUUCACGGUCACAGAGACCUCCCGCAGACAGGGCCAGAGGUUCAAGCCCGAGAGGACUUAUGACUACCUUUACGACCCGCUGUAUUCAGUUUGUAGUGAGAAGGACCAUUCUAGGAUUGACUUCAUGGCACAAACAUCUCCUGACAAGUUUAAAAAAGUACCUGAUUAUAAAGCGAUGUUCAGUACCUUGCAGGGUUACCCAAAGCAUUCCCUGCAACUGUAUCAGAAUGACCCUGUUCCAAGAUGCAUUGAUCGGCAAUGGAAAGGAUAUGGAGAGCGGAACAAAAAAGCUCUUAGACAAAUGACAACACAUAACUCUUCCGUUGAAGUUCCACAAAAAAUAAGGGAGGAUCCAGAAGUGAAUGGUCGGAACCGGUACAAGUAUUUCACACGACCUAUUAUUCCCUUCGUGCAACAUCUACCCACAGAAGUAAUUCUGGAGAUGUCCAGAGGCCGUAAUGAACUACCAGACCACCUUCAAGAACUUAACGAUUUUGAAUCGCGAACAGUAGGUGUCCAAACAGAUUACCGGGAGAAUGAAACCCAAACAGAUCCAUAUACCCCAGAAUAUGUGGUACGGCCUGGGUCUGCUCCUGAACUCCUUACUCUUGCCAUGCUGACAUGGGGACAAGGUCUACCUGCAGGUUUAGCAGAAGUUGAGAUGAUUGAACGUGCCCGGGCAAAGCGUGCAUGGGAAUCUACUCUACCUCCAUUGAGCGAAGUUUGCCUGCACGAUAAGAGGAAGAAAAUGAUGGAAGAUAUGGAAAGAAAUGAGUGGGCAUUCCGUGAGAAAGAAAUUGAAAAACUUCAGGAGGCACGGAUGGACGUUUUGAAGAAGCUGUUAAAGCAACGUGAAGCAAAGCAACAGGAGAUAAAUGUGAAACAGCUUGAUGCAUAUUGGUCAAAAUAUCAGCAAAAGAAGAAAAUGGCCAUAAAGCAGAUAAGGCAUGAGCACAUGCGAGAAAUAAGGAAGCUGACCGCCAAGAAGAAAAAUGUGGAAGGGAAGCUGGAGCGUCCCAACCUCAUAGACAACUAUUCAAACCAUGGCUCCCAGGUGUACGCACCAAUUGCUCGAAUAGGCCUGUUUCCAGAUCGUGAUUCAGAGCGCUUUGUUGUGAAAAAUCGAUUUCUAAAUACAUAUGAAGGACUCCUAGAAAUGGAGGCCUUUCUGCCAGAAUUUGUAACCCAGCCACGCAUACGAGUGGAGAAACCCCAAAAAAUAUCAAAGGAAGGAUUUAUCAAGCGUGCUUAUCGACAUGAGAUGGAAUUGGCUAAACUUCACAUGACUCUGGUAGAAGCAAGAUUCAAAGGAAAGGAGUCAAAGAAGCCACUUCGUUACAUGUUCAAGAUUGAAAAACCUAUUCUGCGCCCUCCAACACCUAUUGUAGAGAAACCACCUGAGGGAGAGGAAGAAAGGGAAUUGGCCAUCAUUUUCCUGCAGAAGUUAAUUAGAGGAAGGGCUGUUCAGAACAUGAUGUUUGAAGGUAAAGAGAAGCGCAUUGAACUCAUCCGAGAGCUUCGGGUCACGCAUGCAUUGCAGGUGGAUAAGGAGCUGUUAAAAAAAGCAGAAAUGCAAACUAUAUUGGCCUUACAACGAGAACGAGACCACCUGCAACACAAGGCUUCCGAAUUUGACGACCAUCUGUCCUGCCUUGAAGGAGGUGUACUGGCAGAAAUGUUUGAUUUCCUGAGUAAGGAACUACUGCGGAUACAGGCAGAACGCCACAUCCAUGCAUUUGUUAUGUUAGCCGACCGGCAACGCCGAAUGAGAGAGGCGGACGAGAGCGGUCUUCGCCAAGUGGAGGAGAGACGCAGAAGGGAGGAAGAUGAAAUUUUUAAACAGGUUAUUAAAGUACACCAGACGUCAGUGGAUUCAUACCUGGAGGACAUCUUGUUGAAAUCAGUGCAAAACACAGCAGAAGAUCAAGCACGCGAGGAUAUCCGCAAAAUGGCCGACAGAAUCAACAAUGCUGCUUAUGAAAUAGAACAGUAUCGGGACAUAAUGCAGUCAGAAGAGAUUGUUUCCAAAUUGGUGCAUAACUUCUUGAUUCCAGAAGUACAAAAAAUAACAGUGAGGAACAGAGUAAAACAUUUCCAAAAGAGGCAUCUUCUCGCUGCCCAUCGCAUCAUCCACAGCGAGACCGAGACAAUGCUGACAACUUUAUCAGCAGCUGGAAAAGCUGCAGAGGAUGUUAUGGAGCUCUCACUGGAACAAGUUGAUAAAAUGAUGAAGGAUGGAUAAGUUUUAAUGUACAUUAUCAUGGAUUCCUUCAGUACAUUGGAAACAGGGUGUGUCUGAAUUCAAUGCAAGGAGUGACUUUGUAGAAAUAAACUAAAAAUGUGAAGAACAAAUAAAGAUGACUAUUUUAACAGCAA
This is a messenger RNA of Callorhinchus milii (elephant shark), 2435 nucleotides long. RefSeq names its product cilia and flagella associated protein 91 (gene cfap91). The transcript is spliced from 18 exons. Lineage: Eukaryota; Metazoa; Chordata; Chondrichthyes; Chimaeriformes; Callorhinchidae. The coding region runs from base 55 to 2301 and encodes 748 amino acids. The record is from RefSeq and is a predicted model, not a curated record.